AUGUGGAAAUCUCGAGCGCGACAACCCGCGACAAACAUUGUCACCGUCUCACGUCGCCUUCCCAGGAGUACUCGGCCUGCCGCCAUUACUUGGAGAAGAGGUUAUGCUAGUCAUGGUCCUCAUGCAUCUGAACAGCCUGGGUCCUCUUCACGUUGGCUUAAGACUUCCCUAGGCCUUGCGGGAACAGGCGCUGCUGCUUUCCUUGUCUACACCUAUGCGACAUUCGAUAAGAAUCAAGCCGGAAGUCAGGCAGACUUGAAGACUCAUGAUCUCUCACGAGCGACUGAAAAACUGGACUCGCAGUAUGUUCAACACAAAAGAAGCUUAAAAAGCCCUGGCGUAUAUGUAUGGGGCACGAACUCCUCUCGUGUUGUGGACCCCAACUCCAAGGAGACUGUUAUCAAAGCCCCUCGGAGGUUUCGUUUUUUUGACGGCCAGGUGCUAAGAGACCUUAAGCUUUCUGACAAGUCUGGUGCAGCGAUUUCUGAAAAUGGUGACCUCAUUCAGUGGGGUAAAGGCUAUUCAGAGUCCGACUUUAAGCCCACAAAGACUUUGACAGGAAAGAAUUUGACUUCGCUUUGCAUGUCAAAUAAUCGAAUACUCGCCUUGUCAUCAGACGGCAGUGUUUACUCUCUUCCAAUUGCCAAGGAUGAUCAACAGUCCGGCCGAAAACCUAAAGAAAGCUCCUGGGUGCCUUUCUGGUCUGGAAAAUCUGGACUAGGUGAGAAGAUCACUAUGCUCCGCGGCGGAUUAGAGCAUGCCCUUCUUUUGACGAAUCACGGUCGCGUCUUCUCUGUCGCUUCUUCUACAGAGAGCUAUCCAUCUUUCGGACAGCUUGGCGUCCCAGGGCUGACUUGGGCAACCCGACCUAAGGGGCCAGUCGACAUGUGUCAUGAGAUUGAGGCAUUCAGGGGCACUAGGAUUACACAAAUUGCUACUGGAGACUACCAUUCCCUGGCUCUAAGUAAGGAUGGUAACUUAUUUACUUUUGGAGAUAAUUCCUUUGGGCAAUUGGGUAUGGCAUUUGACGCCACACUGCCUUUUAGUGACACCCCAACCUCUGUGCCCAUCAAAAAGCUUUAUAAGGGGAAUAUCUGGUUUGCCAAGGUGACUGGAAUUGCAGCCGGUGGUGCUAACAGCUUCUUUACGGUGGAUGCACAACGGAUUGUUGGUCCUGGUGAAGACCCUUCCACUAUCCGCGAUUUGGACCGCAUUACGGCUGAUACCUGGACAUGCGGAAGAGGAAUUUGGGGUGCUCUUGGCAAUGGAAAAUGGACUCAUAUGCAAGACGCACCUACCAAGGUCAAGUCCUUGAGUGGUUUAUUUGAGUAUGACGAACGGAGGAAGAAACUGACGCCUAUUCGCCUUCGCGAUCUAUCAGUGGGGACGACGCACGUAUCAGCAGUAAUGAACAACGAUGCUCAUAUCGAUUCAUCUCCUAGCAAGUCUUUGAACGAUGCCACCAAUUUUGGGUUCGAUGUGCUCUUUUGGGGAGGGAACGAGCAUUUUCAACUUGGCACGAGCAGGAGAAGCAACCAAUCCAAACCAACACAUAUCAACGCGCCUCCAGAAGAUAAAGGAGAGCUUGCUGAGCAGGAGGCACGGCUUCAGGUCAUGCCUCGUCACAAGGGAAAGGUUGGCUCCCGCACAGUGAAUAUGGAGCAGCGCAACCAAAAGCGAGGUCGCCGAGCGGCCGAAAAGGCCGAGAAAGAUGCUGCGAAACGGAAACGAGAGGAAGCUCCCGAAGAUUCGCUGUCAAAACGGUUGAAGCCCUCGACGGACGAGGCGAACGAAAUCAAUCAAGGAGCCGACUACAUACCUUUCGACGAGAAUUACAGUGAGAACUACGACGGAAACUACGAUGAGAAUCAAAUUGAUGCGCCUGCGGGUGAUAUGCCCUUUUAUGGUCUUCUCGACCCCGAAGAACAGGAGUAUUUCUCUCGAGCGAACGAGGUUUUGGAAUUGAACCAAUUCCAGGAUGCAGAGGAGCGGAGGAUAUUCGUCGACAGUGUCUAUAGAGAGGCCGAUGGGAAGGAGUUGAAAAUCGCUUGCAGUCAGGGAUGCUCACGGCUUAUGGAGAAACUAAUAUCGAUGUCGGAUAUGCGCCAAAUUCACAGGCUGUUUAACAAAUUCAUCGGUCACUUCCUGAAUCUUGUGCAGCAUCGGUUUGCUAGUCAUUGCUGUGAGACUCUCUUUGUCAAUGCCGCACCCGGUAUAACGCAGAAGGCCUCGAAGUCGAAAAGCGAUAAAAUGGAUAUAGACGAGGAAGGAGAGGAGCUCGAGCCUGAACUGUCGUUGGCGGAGAUGUUCAUCAAGGUGGUCGAAGAAUUGGAGGGCAACUGGGGUUACCUACUGACAGAACGAUUUGCGUCACAUACAAUCAGAGUUUUGCUUCUUGUGCUUGCGGGAGAACCGGUGGACGUUUCAGCGAACGACUCGGUUAUUGCAAGCCGUAAGAAAGAGAAAUUGGGUCUACUUCAGGGAGAGACGCAGGAUGGGGAUGCCCCUGCGCAAAAAAGAAACGUACCGGAUGCGUUCGAGGCUACUUUGAAGAAGAUUAUGAAGGACAUGGUCUCUGUACUUGAUGAUACAUAUUUGAGAGCACUUGCGACUCACCCUGUUGGCAAUCCAGUACUUCAAGUCUUAGUGUUUCUGGAGCUCUCGCAUUUCGGAAAAUCGAGUGCCAAGGAUCCCAAUUCUAUAACAAGACGACUAAUUCCGGAUGAGAGCUUUGAGGAGGGUUCUGAGACCACAACGUUUGUGCGCGGAUUACUCUAUGACCCAGUUGGAUCUCGGUUACUCGAGACCAUUGUGCGUUGUAUGCCCGGAAAGGCAUUCAAGGGCCUUUACAAGAAUUUCAUCCGCGACCAAAUCACUUCAUUUGCCCGCAAUAUCACCGCCGGCUAUGUUGUACUUCGAGUGCUGGAGAGACUCGGAAAGGAUGAUCUCCAACAAGCCUUGGAGCGAAUUGUUCCUCAGGUCCCCAGUCUUCUUGAGCGGUCAAGGAUGGUCGUUCCCAAGGUGCUUAUUGAGCGGUGUCUAGUCCGUGGAGUUGACACAGCACCCCUUGCUCGGGCACUAGAGGAAUCCUACGAUAAAGACCCUGCUCGGAGACUGGAACAAAUUUUGCGGCUUGAGAGCACAACCCAGGAGGAACCCGAAGAGUCAGAGCAGAAACCGAAGGCAGCCAAUAUUGCUCCGAGCCAAUCAUUAACAGGAGAAAAACUCCAUGGUUCGCUACUUGCACAGACAAUGCUCACUGCUCCUGGACCGAUCAGCGGACUUAUUUAUUCGAGUCUGUUGGCGCAAUCCUCGGAGUCACUCGUUAAAAUCGCCAAGGAUCCUACUGCAUCUCGCGUCAUACAACAAGCUCUUACAGUUCCGACAUCUACCACUCAAUUCCGUCGACAGUUUGCCCCACGAUUUACCAGUCAUUUGAAGGAGCUUGCCCUCGAUAGCAGCGGAUCCCAUGUGGUAGACGCACUCUGGCCUGCCACCAAGGACAUUUUCUUUAUCAAGGAGCGAAUGGCACAGGAGUUGACCCAGCAUGAAAUGGCGCUUCGGGACUCUUUUGUCGGCCGUGCUGUCUGGAGGAACUGGGCGAUGGAUCUCUACAAGCGACGACGGGGCGAAUGGGCUGUGAAAGCCAAAGGUAUUGAUAACAACAAUAGCACCGGUGAAAGGCCCAAGUCUAGGAUCGAACUCGCACGGGCUAAUGCGGUCGAAGACCUCCUGAUUCCCUUUAUCCGGUCUGCAGAUGAAGAUCCCCUAGGCCAGAAGGCAUUGGAAAAUGGCGUCAAUGGAACCAACGGCAGUCAUAACAACGUCAAACUAUCGGGCACUUCGUUGGUGGACCACAAGAAACCGGACGAACUGCAGAGCAUUCUUCAAUUGGAACUGCCAGAGCAAGGAACGGGACAAGAUGGCCUGGUCGAGGCCCUGCAGAAGGUCUUGAGAUACUCCGUCAACACCUGGCAUCAGGGCUUUCUUGACAAGCUGUAUGCAUCCACCAACGCCCCGGGUGUAGCUUCCGAGCUUAUCCUGGCUGCCUUGAACACAAACGUCCACGUCUACCAGGUCUCGCCCGCAUUGACUGUCAUUGAGAAGUUCACCGGGAAACAGCUGGCUUCGCUUUUUGGACUCAACGGUCUACGAGCAGGAGGAAUAUCGGUCCAAGGUGGUUCUGCCUCGAACACAACAUCGAUUGUCAUUGCGCGCAACAAUCUUUUCCCUGCCACGAAAAGAGACGGAAACGGUGAUUACCGAUUUGUGCUGUUCACCAGUGCCCAUGGCCAUUACAGCAUUGAGAAGGCAGCACAGAUGCUAGGACUUGGGAGUAGCUCGGUUUGGUCUGUACCUAUCGACAAGCAAGGACGCAUGAUUCCAGCGGAGCUGGAGAAUCUAGUUCGAAAAGCUCUAACGGAGAACCGUACCCCGUUCUACGUCAAUGCGACAGCGGGAACAACUGUCAUGGGAUCUUUCGACCCGUUUGACGAAAUUGCCGCCAUCUGCAAGAAAUACAAUCUGUGGUUCCAUGUUGACGGCUCCUGGGGUGGCUCGUUUGUUUUCUCCAAACGCCAUCGACAGAAGCUCGCCGGCGCAGAAAAGGCAGACAGCAUCGCGAUCAACCCUCACAAAAUGCUCGGUGUGCCGGUGACCUGCUCGUUCCUCCUUGCGGCUGAUUUGCGUCGCUUCCACCGUGCAAACACCCUUCCUGCUGGGUACCUGUUCCACAACGAAGACACCGAGCUUCCCGAAGCCAGCGGUUGUAAUGGCACCGUCGAGUCCGAACUCGGCGUUGACUCGCCCGAAGUAUGGGAUCUGGCAGAUUUGACCCUCCAGUGCGGUCGACGCGCCGAUUCCCUCAAGCUCUUCCUCGGCUGGACUUAUUACGGGACAGCGGGAUACGAGAAGCAGAUCGACACUGCCUGCGACAUUGCGGCGCAUCUUGCAACCCUCGUCGCCGAGAACCCGAACUUCAUCCUUGUCAGUGAGAAUCCUCCUCCAUGCCUUCAAGUUUGCUUCUAUUACGCCCCCGGCGGGCAAUUCCUCCAUCCUCGUGGCAUCGUCUCGAACGAAGCCGAGCGCGGCAAAGCGAAUAGCAAGGUCACUGAGCAGGUGACGCAUGCGAUUGUGAGCAAGGGCUUCAUGGUUGACUUUGCGCCACCCAGCGGUGAUGAGGAUGCUGUCGGGAAUGGGAAGUUCUUCCGUUGCGUAGUCAAUGUGCAGACUACAAAGGAGACCGUCGAGGCGCUUCUGCGAGCAAUUGAAGAGGUUGGUCCGGGUAUAAUUGAGAACAUGAAGGUGCAGAAUGCUCCAAGGAACUUUAACAGGCCAGGAGAAAGGGGCCACGGUCCAGUUGUUCACCACCCUUGA
Molecule: messenger RNA, 5376 nt
Organism: Aspergillus pseudotamarii
Lineage: Eukaryota; Fungi; Ascomycota; Eurotiomycetes; Eurotiales; Aspergillaceae
Exons: 4
Coding region: 1-5376 (1791 amino acids)
Biological process (GO): carboxylic acid metabolic process; mitochondrial respiratory chain complex III assembly
Cellular component (GO): mitochondrial inner membrane
Molecular function (GO): pyridoxal phosphate binding; carbon-carbon lyase activity; RNA binding
Source: RefSeq, a predicted model, not a curated record